Molecule: messenger RNA, 2298 nt
Organism: Zingiber officinale
Lineage: Eukaryota; Viridiplantae; Streptophyta; Magnoliopsida; Zingiberales; Zingiberaceae
Exons: 9
Coding region: 1-2298 (765 amino acids)
Molecular function (GO): protein binding
Source: RefSeq, a predicted model, not a curated record
AUGAAGCUUAAUGAUGAGAAUUUUGGUGGCUGGAAUCCAUGCAGCUCACCUGAGUCUGUCACCAAGAUACCGGAGAGACAGAAGCCACGAGGGAUGCGGGUGAUGAAAAAGGUUCACCAAGUCAAGCCUGGUAAACUGCACGCGAUGCAAAUCCUAGAUAAUGGGGGAGGGAGCAAGCAAGGAGGAUUUGAUUUGAUUCCAUCCGAAAAGGUCGUUUAUUGUUUAGACGUGGUAGGAGUACGUGCAGGAGUAGAAUGCAAGGGCGGCCUCGGGAGAAGAGGUAGAUAUAUUGACUGUAAAAGACGCAUUGCUGGAAGAGCUUUCAAUAUGUUGUCUUGUGAUCAAGUUUCCAUUCGCGAUUUUGAGCUUGAUGAUGAUAGAGAAGACAUCUUCUUCGACUCAUUUGACUCUCUUGAGACUUCUCUGAAUUCUAAACCAUCUGCAUCAAACCUGGUAGAAAAGCCAGAGUUGGAAUUGAGAGAGAAUAUUUCCAAUGAGUUCUUGGCGAAAGAAAUUUCGGCUGUUCAUGAAAGAUGUAAAAGGUUCCUACGUGAAACAGGCUUCGAUACAUUAUUCUUGUCGGAAAUGAGAUGCACAGAAGAACCCAAAGUAAAAAUAAAUACUUCAUUGCACCAAACGGAAUUGGAGAUGAUGUCUGAUUCUUUAUCGAUCCCUGAAUACAGUGGAGAGGAGGAUUCCGUUUGUAUGAGCGCUGAAGAUACAGAAAAUGAUGUUAAUGCUAUGCUUCAUGAAGUUGGCCCGAAUAGGACCAUGGCAUGGCUUGAAACUGAAACCCAAAUCGAGUCUCAUGUUGAUCAGCGAUUGUUGGAUCAAAAACGCACUGUGAAAGGAAACACAAACCUAAGAAAACGAUGGUGGGCAAGAUUGUCGACAAAGAGGAGUGAUAGUGAUUUGCUCACAAAUGAUGCCCUUUUGAGAAAUUCACUAGCAUCAAAAGCAUUGGUGAAAAAAGUAGGUUUUCAUAACAGUAGAGAAAUCACAGAAUUUCGCAUGAUACAGGAAAUUGCUGCACACAAAGGUCUGAUUAGGACCAUGAAGUUCAGCCCAUGCGGGACGUAUCUGGCCACUGGUGGUGAAGAUUGUGCCGUUCGGGUAUGGAAGGUCAGAAAACUUAGUACAGAUGAUCUUAGAAGAAAAGGCUUCAACUUUUCUUCGACUCUUAGCCCAGAUGAUCUCCAGGUCGAGGAAGUUCCACUACAUGAAUAUUUUGGACAUACCAGCGAUAUCUUGGACCUCUCAUGGUCUAGGUCUAGUUGUCUUCUUUCAGCAUCGAAGGACAAAACUGUUCGAAUGUGGAAAGUUGGCUGCGAGAGCUGUGUUAAAGUUUUCUACCACAAUGAUUAUGUGACCUGCGUUCAGUUCAAUCCUCUUGAUGAUGCACACUUCAUAAGUGGCUCACUGGAUCGAAAAGUGCGCAUAUGGAGUGUUGACAAGAAUAUUGUUGUUAAUUGGGUUGACACAAGGAGCAUCAUAACAGCCAUAUCUUACCAAGCUGAUGGAAAGGGUUUUGUUGCCGGGACUCUAACUGGAAACUGCCGCUUCUAUGUUUGUUCAGGUACAGGCAACAACCUGCAGUUGGACAAAGAACUAUAUGUGUGGGGCAAAAACAAGUCAUCUGGCAAACAAAUUACUGGUUUGCAGUGCACUGGAGAUUCUAAGGUCGUGAUCACAUCAGUUGACUCUAAAGUUUGCAUUUUUGACGGAUUUAAGGUCGUACAGAAAUUUAGAGGAUCCUGGAAAUCUAAGAGUCACGUGGCUGCAUCUGUUACAGCUGAUGGUAGAUACAUCGUUUCGGUUGGUGAAAAAUCAAACAUCUGCAUCAGGGAUCACUACAGUGACAUGGGCAUUCCUUCUAAAAAGGCGAUGAAGUCUGUAUUUUCCUGUGAGCAUUUCUUUCCUGAAGGUGUAACAGUGGCUGUUCCAUGGGUUACUGUAGAAGGAGGAGAAGCUUGUUUACAUAAAAGCCAGAUGGCUUCUUCAGUUCCAUUCGAGCAAAACCCCGAGAUAUUCGUUAAAUACCGGAAUCAAAAUUUAUUCUCUCUUGGAUCCUGUUUACGGACCACUGGUGCUGCAAGCAUUUCAGCAACAUGGCCAGAGGAGAAACUUCCAGCGUCUUCAACGCAAGUGAAACUUCCUGACUUGUCUGAUUGCCAUCAUCAAUCAGGCCAAGAACCAGCAUUACCUGUGGCCACAUCAAGUCUGGUUUUUGUUACUGGAAGCUGCAGUGGAAUGAUCAGGUUGUUCAGGUACCUUAGAUCACCUGCUAAAGUCUGCUAA